Messenger RNA from Schizophyllum commune H4-8, 2638 nucleotides. RefSeq names its product glycoside hydrolase family 3 protein. The record is from RefSeq and is a predicted model, not a curated record. Gene Ontology annotation, biological process: arabinan catabolic process; xylan catabolic process. NCBI's taxonomy places the organism in Eukaryota, Fungi, Basidiomycota, Agaricomycetes, Agaricales, Schizophyllaceae. Gene Ontology annotation, molecular function: alpha-L-arabinofuranosidase activity; xylan 1,4-beta-xylosidase activity. Bases 341 to 2626 code for a protein of 761 amino acids. The transcript is spliced from 4 exons. Gene Ontology annotation, cellular component: plant-type cell wall.
GCCCCGCUCAUGUGGUCCUCCUCGACGGUCACUGUUCACGAGAACAGAAACAACCCUGAUAUGGCGGCCGUUCCUGCCUAGUACUCGUCCAGUCUACGGUCAUACCUGCCUUGUCCCCGGCCAUACCACGGAGAAAGCCAUGGGAGACCAGCAGAAAGCCGCCCUCGAAGCUCUUGCAGGCAUAUCCUAUGUGCCGCACCGCGCGCGCGAAGGCAAGCGGUCUGUGUGCGCGGAGGGCCGCCUGACUCCGUCCUCGCGCCGUAUAAAGCUCGGGGGUGAGCGCGGAGAGGGAAGCGAGCAAGGUCGGGCUUUCGACGACAAAGCCGUCCUGUGUGCGACGAUGGCUCUCCUCAUAACCUCUUUUGCGCUGUCGAUCGCCGCGGGGAGUCGUGCGCAGGGCUUUCCGGACUGCGUUAAUGGCCCGCUUGCGUCGAAUGCUGUGUGCGAUACUAGUCUCGGGCAUGUCGAGCGGGCGCGUGCGCUGGUUGAAGAGCUCACGGUCGCUGAGAUGAUCAACAAUACCGUGCAUACUGCACCUGGUGUACCCCGACUUGGUUUGCCACCGUACAACUGGUGGAAUGAGGCAUUGCACGGUGUCGCCGCCAGCCCUGGUGUCGUCUUCACCUCACCCGGCGAAGAGUUCAGCUCUGCCACAUCCUUCCCGAUGCCCAUCAACAUGGGCUCCGCCUUCGACGACGCUCUCAUGCUCGCAGUCGGCAACGUCACCAGCACCGAAGCGCGCGCCUUCAACAACGCCGGCCUCGCCGGCCUCGACUACUGGACGCCCAACAUCAACCCCUUCAAGGACCCGCGCUGGGGCCGCGGCGCGGAGACGCCCGGCGAGGACCCCUUGCACGCCGCGCGCUACGUCCGCACCCUCGUCGAGGGCCUCCAGGGUGGCAUCGACCCGCCCUCCCUAAAGGUCGCCGCCGACUGCAAGCACUGGGCCGCGUACGACCUCGAGGACUGGGGCGGCGUCGCGCGCUACGCAUUCGACGCGGUCGUCACCCCGCAGGACCUCGCGGAGUACUACUCCCCGCCGUUCAAGAGCUGCGUGCGCGACGCGCGCGCGGCGAGCGUGAUGUGCAGCUACAACGCGGUCAAUGGGGUCCCGGCGUGCGCGAGCCCGUACUUGCUGAAGACGGUGUUAAGGGACGCGUGGGGGCUGGCGGAGGACCGGUGGGUGACGUCGGACUGCGAUGCGGUGGGGAAUGUGUAUGACCCGCAUGGGUAUACGGAGGACUUUGUGAACGGGUCGGCGGUGUCGUUGAAGGCGGGGUCGGAUCUGGACUGCGGGACGACGUAUUCGCAAUACCUCCCGGAGGCGUACGACCGUGGGUUGAUUGAUGAAGACGACCUCAAGGCGGCAUUAACGCGUCUAUACGCAUCGCUUGUGUGGCUGGGCUACUUUGAUGCUCCCGAAGACCAGCCCUAUCGUCAGAUCUCAUGGGCGGACGUCAACACACCUGCGGCACAAGCCCUUGCCUACACGGCCGCCAUCGAGAGCUUUGUUCUCCUCAAGAACGACGGCACUCUUCCCCUCACCGACUCCUCCUUAUCCAUCGCACUUAUAGGCCCCAUGGCCAACGCGAGCGCGGUUCAACUACAGGGCAACUACAACGGCAUUCCGCCCUUCGCUAUCGCACCUCUGCAGGGCUUCCUCGACGCUGGCUUCAACGUCACAUACGUCUUGGGCACGAAUGUCACCGGGAACGACGCGGACGAUAUCGAUGGGGCUGUGGCUGCCGCAGAGGCGGCGGAUGUGGUCAUCUACGUCGGCGGCAUCGACAGCACGGUGGAGGAGGAAGCGAAGGACAGAACGGAGAUCUCGUGGCCGGAUAAUCAGCUCGCGUUGCUGAGCGCACUGGAGGAGGCCGGGAAGCCGCUCGUCGUCGUCCAGAUGGGCGGCGGGCAGCUGGAUGAUACGCCGUUGAAGGAGAGCGAUGCGGUCAACGCCAUCCUCUGGGCAGGCUAUCCCGGCCAGAGCGGCGGUACGGCAAUCGCGGACACCGUUAUGGGUAAGGUCGCGCCUGCGGGGCGACUGUCCAUCACCCAGUACCCCGCCAGCUACGUCGACGCGGUCGCCAUGACCGACAUGACCCUCCGCCCCGACAACUCCACCGGCAACCCCGGUCGCACGUACAAGUGGUACACCGGCACGCCCGUCUACCCCUACGGCUACGGCUUGCACUACACGAACUUCAGCGUCGCGUGGGCAAGUGACGCGCCUGAGGCGUGCUACAGCAUUCAGGACCUGACGAGCUCGGCGGAUGGCUUCGUUGACCUGGCGCCGCUGGAUACGUUCCGGGUGACAGUGACCAACGACGGCGACGUCGCAUCGGACUUCGUCGCGCUGCUCUUCGUGAGCACUCAGGCGGGGCCUGCGCCUGCGCCGAUGAAGGAGCUGGUCGCGUACGCGCGGGCGUCCGAUGUGCAGCCUGGCGACUCCACGGAUGUAGAUCUCGAGGUUACGCUGGGAGCGCUGGCUCGGUCGGAUGAGAGCGGGGACGCGUCCCUCUACCCUGGGGACUAUGAGCUUACGUUCGACUACGACGGCGCGCUGUCUCUGAGCUUCGAGCUGUGCGGCGACACUGAACUAAUCACCGAGUGGCCGGCCGACGUAUGAUCGAAUCUGAAG